UUUGCUUUCACUUGCCGAUCCUUAGGUGUCAGAAUGGUUUUUAGCGCAUUUAAGAAGUUGCUUGUAAGACCUCCGAGGUUUUUGCAGUUGUGCCGCAACUUUAACUUACCCGAAUAUCAAAGCAAAAUUUUGAUGAAUGAAUAUGGUUUAGCAGUUCAGGACUUUCGUAUCGCAUCUUCAGUUGAAGAAGCUGAGCGCAUUGUUGCUGCAUUCAAACCGGAAGUUUAUGUACUUAAAGCCCAAGUUCAAGCUGGUGGAAGAAAACUCGGCCACUUUGCGCACGGUGGAGGCAGUGGAAUUCAAUUCACUAGCGAUCCUCAUGAGGUCCCUAUAAUUGUUUCAAAAAUGCUUGGUGAUCGGCUGAUUACAAAGCAAACCACAGCUGAUGGUAUUGUCGUUAAUACAGUUAUGAUAGCUGAAGCCAUAAAACUAAAGAAAGAGCGGUAUCUUGCUGUUUUGCUGGACCGUGAAGCCUGUUGCCCCGUUGUAGUGACAAGUUUGGAGGGCGGUGUUAAUAUUGAAGACGUUGCUCGCACUAAUCCAGAUGCGAUAAAAAAGGAAUUUAUUGAUUUACAAGAAGGAAUGACAGAUUUAAAGGCCGGAAAUAUUGCAUCUUCUCUCGGCUUUCCAUCUGGCUCAAAUCAGCACAAGUUCAUGUGCAGCCAGCUUAAAAACCUUUAUAACUUAUUCGUCGAUCUUGAUUGCCUUCAGGUUGAAAUUAAUCCCUUUGGUGAAGUUGAGGAUGGCAGUUUGGUUAACAUGGACGCCAAAUUUUCUUUUGACAAUAACGCUGCCUACCGUCAGCCUCGCAUCGCUGCCUUAGCUGCCCAGUCACGCAAACUUGAUGUCGAGGCUGCUGGAGAGAACUCACUGUUGGCUCUUGAAACGAACGCUGAGGCUCAUGGUCUUAAUUACAUUGGCCUGGCCGAUGGUAAUAUUGGCUGCAUGGUUAAUGGUGCUGGUCUUGCCAUGGCUACACUUGACCUUCUUUCGCUCCACAAUGGAAAAGCCGCUAAUUUUCUUGAUCUAGGUGGAAAGGCUAGCCAAGAAGAUGUGGAAUUCGCAUUGCAGACUCUCACAUCUGACAAACGCGUGAUGUGUAUCCUCAUUAACAUAUUCGGAGGCAUAGUUAACUGCGGGAUGGUAGCCGAGGGCAUCGUGGAGGCAUGCCGCCAUAAGAAACCCAAGGUACCCAUCGUGGUACGCCUGGAGGGCACAAACGCGGCUGUAGGUCAGCAGGUCCUGCGAUCCUCCGGAAUGAAUAUCCAAAUCGCCGGAGACAUGGAGGAAGCUGCUACCAUGUCUUGCGGUCUCGUCAAGUAG
This is a messenger RNA of Mesocestoides corti, 1323 nucleotides long. Lineage: Eukaryota; Metazoa; Platyhelminthes; Cestoda; Cyclophyllidea; Mesocestoididae. The record is from the annotation of a GenBank genome assembly.